AUGAUUUAUUUAAAUGGAGUAUUAGAUGGAAGUACAACUACAGGUAGUUCAUAUCAAGGAACAACUGGAUCGAUGUAUAUUGGAAAGUCAGCUUCUGGUGGAUCUGUCAAUCCUUUAUCUGGUUAUAUUGAUCAAGUAACAAUAAGUAAUCGAGCAAAAACAGCAUGUGAAAUAUUAAAUGAUGUAACACUUGUUUCUUAUUUUUCAUUUGACAAUGUUACAACUGAUUCUGGACCAAAUACUCUUUCAAGUUAUAUAACAUUACAAAGUAAUAGUGGUGUAUCAUUUGUUACUGGUCGUGUUGGUCAAGCAUUAAUAUUAUCAAGAACAAAUGCUUUUUUUCAAACUUGUGGUUAUUACUGGCUUGGUCAUAAUAAUCGAGCAUUUUCAUUUGCAUUAUGGAUUUAUCUAAUAUCUGUUGGAGGUACAAUUCUUCAUUUAUCUUCCGAUCGGUCAGGUUCAGGUAGUUGGUGUUUACCUAAACUUGGUUUUUCAUCAAAUGGAUCAAUUGCUGCACAAUCAUGGAGUGGUUCAUGUGUUGUAUCUGUUGUUGGUCCUCAAAUUCCGACUAAUAAUUGGACACAUAUCGUACAAACAUGGAGUAGUACAAGUGGACUUAGACUUUAUAUCAAUGGUGGCCUUUAUGGAUCUUUUACAAUGACUACAUAUGUUGCCAGUAAUCAAAAUAUGUGUAUUUUUCUUGGAACAAGUGGUUUCGAAACUAAUUGUCAGACAUUAAAUAUUAUUAUGGGUUCGUAUUCAGGUCGAAUCGAUGAAUUUUAUGUUUAUGAUCGUGAAUUAACAGAAAAUGAAAUAUGUCCACUUGCACAUCCUUAUAAUUAA
Messenger RNA from Rotaria sordida, 843 nucleotides. The record is from the annotation of a GenBank genome assembly. Lineage: Eukaryota; Metazoa; Rotifera; Eurotatoria; Philodinida; Philodinidae.